AUGGCGAGCCUUCAGCAGGGUGAGAAACAGCUGUUUGAGAAGUUCUGGAAAGGGACCUUCAAAGCGGUGGCCACUACACAUCCCAAGAGCAUCAUCGUUGCCAGUAUCACAGCCCGCAAGCCACUGCCAAGGACAGAGCCCCAAAGCAAUCUCUUGGUCCCAGCCCAAGGUGGACCUUCAGAAAAGCUGAGCCACCGUCUGACCACUGAGACCUUUGGCACCAACAGCUGGGAAAGAGAGAAGCCCUGCAGGGAGUUGGAUCCUGCCCGAGCACACAGUGCCUCUCAAGACAGAGACCUGACACCACCACCUUCCUCCAGGGGGAAAAAGAAAAAGAAGAAAUCAACCAGGAAGAAGAGAAGGAGGUCCCCAUCCUACAGCCCAUCGCCAGUCAAGAAGAAGAAGAAGAAAAGCUCCAAGAAGCAUAAGAGACACAGGUCUUUUUCCAAGAAGAGGAGACACAGCUCCUGUAGCCCUAAAAGCAAAAGACGGGAAGAGAAGAAGCACAAAAAACAAUCUCGAAGCCGGAAAUCUCACCGCCAUAGACACCACCGCUGCCCCUCCAGGUCUCAGAGCUCGGAACUGCGCUCCUCCAGCUGUGAGAGCAGGCACCGAGGUCGGUCUCCUGAGGAAGGGCGGAAAUCCCGCCGUACACACUCCCGACGCUGCUCCAAGAACCACUGCAAGGUCAGCCCAGAGGCCCGGUCCAGCCACCUGCCCAGCCAGCCCCUCCAGAGGCUCGGCUUCCUGCCAGCCAGAGGUGUAAUCUCUGGGUCGGGGUCUGCUGCUGACCUCUUUAGCAAAUCAACCAGCCCGCUCACCGCCUCCCGAGGGCGCUCGCAGGAGUACGACUCAGGCAAUGACACAUCCUCACCGCCUUCCACGCAAACCAGCUCAGCCAGGUCGCGGGGCCAAGAGAAGGGGAGCCCCGGUGGGGGUCUGAGCAAGAGUCGGGACCUCAACUGCGGCAACACUUCCGAUUCAGGGAACUCCUUCACCACCUCCUCCCCCCAGAACAAGGGGGCUGUUUUGGAAAAUGUCUCUCCCACCUGCAGGAGCAGUGAGUCAAGAGGAUUUCAGUCUCCAUGUCUACAGUGUGCUGAGGUGAAGAAGUCUAGUUUGGUCCCAUCCACAGCCCGGAGCUCCCCCAUCAAAGAGUGCUCCCGUAGCUCCUCCUACACCAGCACUCGAUCCUCCAGUCCCUCUUCCCGGUCCCCAAACCACAGAGCUUCCCCCAGGUAUACCCGGAGCCGGUCCACCUCCUCUGAAAAAAGGUGAGUAUCCCAGCUUCCCUCUUUAAACAAAAAAUUCAAACAGCAACCACCAUCACUAAGUUCAACUUCAAAAGCCAACCCUAGUUACCUAGCAACCCCCAUCCUGCUGCUGCGCCCCUUCAGGGACCCCAAGUAUGGUGAGAAGGAAUUGCAGCCCCGAGAACGUGCACGCAGGAGACGACGGUCCUACUCGCCCAUGAGGAAGCGCCGGAGAGACUCCCCAAGCCACCUGGAGGCUCGAAGGAUAACCAGUGCCCGCAAACGCCCCAUCCCUUACUACCGACCCAGCCCCUCCUCAUCCAGCAGCCUCAGCAGCGCCUCCUCCUGGUACAGCAGCAGCAGCAGCCGCAAGGCCAGCCGCAGCUACUCCCGAAGCCGGAGUCCCAGCCGGAGCCGGAGCCGCAGCAGGAGCCAGACCCGGAGCAGGACGCGGACCAGCCGCAGCUCUAGCUCCCGCAGUCUCAGCCUCGGCUCCCGGAGCCGCAGUCGGAGUCGGAGCCUGAGCUACAGCUCAGCAGAAAGCUAUGCCAGCACGAGGCGCUAAGCAAGGGCCCUCCCUCGAGCCAGCUGCCCACCAGGAAGACCCCUCAGUACUCUGUCAGUUUCCUUUACUACCUGCUCUUCAUGCCGGCUCCCUGGCGACAGAGGCCUCCUGGCUCCUGUCUUCUAUGCUUUCCUGGGAAGGUGGAAUGGGAUACAGGGACUCCUAUUCCAAGCUGCUAGGAACCUCUACCAGCGCCAUCCUGAGAGUCCUGC
Messenger RNA from Cricetulus griseus (Chinese hamster), 2030 nucleotides. NCBI's taxonomy places the organism in Eukaryota, Metazoa, Chordata, Mammalia, Rodentia, Cricetidae. The record is from RefSeq and is a predicted model, not a curated record.